AUGAGUAACAAAAACAUCGUGCCUCGUGUAAACUGGGACGAAGGCUUCCCCUGGAAGGGUUACUCCUUGCGAUAUGACAUUACAACAGCCAUUCCAGAGUACGAAAAAGAUAAUCCUCGCACAUGGCCAUUGAUACGCGAUGCCAUUACAAUGGAAUAUCGACCCACAGUUCCUCCGAAGUAUUUGGCAUAUGAUCAGACCCUCAUUAAGAGUUUCAAGCGUCUUCAAGGUUCACCCAGUAGACCCAGUCGAACGAGCCAGUAUUUGACGAACCUCUUCCUGUACUAUCCAUUCAAUUACAAUAGUCACGGCCAACUACGAGAGCAUCCACAUAUACCACCUAAUGAUCUCGAACAAUGGAAGGACCUUAUGAAACAAGAAGUACCAACCACGGCUGAAGAGAUGAGAACCGAGGAAGCAAUCUAUAACGGCCAGGGGGGUGAUGACGUUACCGGAACUACCUCACCCGAAGCAGCUAUCCAAGAGAUGAUGAUAAUGAAGAUUUUCGACGACACAGGCGCAGAUCAUGUGUCUGCGCAAAGGGUGAUCGAGCUGGAAGGAGAAGUCGAGAAGAUGAGGCAGACGGUUCUGCAAGCGAAUGAGAGGGCCGACAGUGAGGAAAAGAAGAGGACUGCAGUGAUCGACAGGGGCAAGAAGGCUUAUGAGGAUCUGGUCCGUGAGAGGAAAGAAUUACAGGCGUGGAGAACGAAUUUCUUGAACGAGUACAACAAAAUGCAGAAAAGGGCUAAGACUGCAGAAGAAGAUGCUUGCAAACUCCGGGGAGAUCUCGCCAGCCGCGACAACGAUCUAGAAAAGGGUAAGGCAACAGUCGAGAAGCUCGAAGCUGAAGUCGAGCAAAGGAGGAAGGAUAUCUCGACGGCAAACCAGAGAAUAGUAGGGCUGGAGAAGCAAAUCUUCAAACUUUUCGAAAAAGCGAAGAAAAAGGAACAGGGUACAGAUACACAGAAGAGAGCAGCGGUUGAUGAUGUAUCGGAGGCACGGCGGAAGAAGUUGAAAGCGGAGGCCUGA
Alternaria arborescens is the source of this 1029-nucleotide messenger RNA. RefSeq lists its product as hypothetical. The transcript has a single exon. Bases 1 to 1029 code for a protein of 342 amino acids. Lineage: Eukaryota; Fungi; Ascomycota; Dothideomycetes; Pleosporales; Pleosporaceae. The record is from RefSeq and is a predicted model, not a curated record.